This is a messenger RNA of Eutrema salsugineum, 1017 nucleotides long. RefSeq names its product zinc finger protein 511. The record is from RefSeq and is a predicted model, not a curated record. Lineage: Eukaryota; Viridiplantae; Streptophyta; Magnoliopsida; Brassicales; Brassicaceae. The coding region runs from base 72 to 866 and encodes 264 amino acids. The transcript has 4 exons.
UUGACGCUUGGUUUCAUGUUUGUGAGACGAAAACGAAUGCUUUUUUGAAUUUUCUUCUGCGUUUGGAGGCGAUGGCUAUGGGCAUGGCGGUAGACACGGUAGGCGAGUUAGGCUUCCCUUACUGGACUCCUCUCCGUCGAAGAUUUCCUCCCGAUUCUCCCUUCUUUGCUUCCGGAAAUGUCGAGCGCGAACUACUUGCUAAACAGGUGGCAUUGGACGUAACAGAAGAUGAAAUCAACCAUUUACAUAAAUUUGUGGAAACUGAGAGCAGAAGAAUCUCGUGUCCCAUUGUUGGCUGCCCUGAGCGCCUGAAAUCUCUGGAAAAUUUUGAAGAUCACUAUAAGGCACGGCACACUGCUUCUUGUUCAGUAUGCUCAAGGGUCUACCCUACUUCUCGCCUACUAAGUAUCCACAUAUCCGAAGCACAUGACUCUUUCUUUCAAGCUAAAGUUGCUCGGGGCUAUGACAUGUACGAGUGCCUCGUAGAAGGGUGUGGAUUGAAGUUUAAGAACUACAAAGCACGCCAUCGACACUUAGUUGACAAACACAAGUUCCCAACGACGUUCGAGUUUUUCAAGAAGACUCAACUCUCAAAGAAGCAAAGAGAGAAACUUCAGAGGCGACGUGUAUCAAAGUUGAAACAUGAAGAAGAGAAAGAAGAAGCUUCGUCAGAUGCCAUGGAAGUGGAAGACAAAGCCGGCAUCGACGGUCUUGUAUCAGCACUGUCCACGCUAACCACCUCAGACACAACUCCUUCGAAUGUCAGCUUUGGUCGACGCCAUGGUCGUGGCCUAACCUUUAUUCCACGGUCUGUUCAUAGGGAAGAACGGACUAAGCCUUCGUCUGCACCAGAGCCAACGACUUAGUUGUGGCUUGUGGUUCCUCCUAGUCUGAGGUUUAAGAUGGUGAAGAAAAUUUUUGUAUUUCUCGGUAUUAAGUACUAACAUUGUUAACUACUGGGUCUUUUGAAGAAUGCAUUCAAACUAUUAUAAAUUCGGCCACUUAACAUUAUUAACU